AUGUUUGGUCAAAGAGGUACCAAGAACUUCAGGCCUCGCAGACGUAACCAGAUGAAUGCUCCGGUACAGCGCAACGAUCUCCACGCCUCCGCCACCGAUGAUAUGGAAAUCGUCGACGAUCAACAAGUGAGCCAUCAACAAUUGCUCUUCUCUGCUGAAGUGCGUAAAAAGUUGUUAAGACGGAGACCUUACCAGCCAUCUUCUUUGAGAAGACAGCACAAUGUUGAUAACACUGGUAAUGCCCACGAGCAGCAGGACGUCGAAUAUACCGUUCUUCUCUCAGGAAGCGGGUUGAACAUAUUAGAUGAAAGUAAACUAAGACGAGCUCUCCGGACGAAAUUCCCCCACAUGAUAAGAGCGCAAUGGUGGUUUGACCUUCCCUUCCAUGAGCAAGAGUCGAUCAAAAGGAAGUACAACUUCAGUGGACCUUUCGUUAAAAUUCACUUCACCAACGAGGUAGAGCGCGAGAAGGCAAAGAAAUCUACAAAUUCCCAUUUCCUCGGAGGGAAGGAGCUAAGGAUACACACUUACACUCCGAGGAGGCAAACAUCAGUUGUACCUCCCAGCUCUCCUGAAGUGAGUAAAGACACCGAUAUUUCAGCCCUGGUGGAAAGAUUUUCGUUCAAUGAAUACUCCAGCCAACUCGGCUCAAUUCGCCAGCAAGACUCCUCCCAUUGA
Messenger RNA from Hyaloscypha bicolor E, 678 nucleotides. RefSeq lists its product as uncharacterized. The transcript is spliced from 4 exons. The record is from RefSeq and is a predicted model, not a curated record. Lineage: Eukaryota; Fungi; Ascomycota; Leotiomycetes; Helotiales; Hyaloscyphaceae. Bases 1 to 678 code for a protein of 225 amino acids.